Messenger RNA from Trypanosoma rangeli, 1281 nucleotides. RefSeq lists its product as uncharacterized. Gene Ontology annotation, biological process: endosome to lysosome transport. The coding region runs from base 1 to 1281 and encodes 426 amino acids. Gene Ontology annotation, cellular component: ESCRT I complex. Lineage: Eukaryota; Euglenozoa; Kinetoplastea; Trypanosomatida; Trypanosomatidae. The record is from RefSeq and is a predicted model, not a curated record. The transcript has a single exon. Gene Ontology annotation, molecular function: ubiquitin binding.
AUGGGCGAGGAGGAGCUGCGCAGGUGCAUCUUGAUGGGAAACCUGCGGGAGCACUACAGUCAGGCGGCGGCGACGGAAAUCAAUAAAUAUGUAGGAGAUUUUAUGGCGUAUUUAAACAACUUUGGCACCAUUCGUUCCUCGUUUUCUAUGAAGGACAACCAGACGCUUCUUGUGCUCCAAUGCCCGCUUUUUGUCACGCCUCCGCAGAGCGGGGACACUGGAGACCAACGCAGCAAUAAGGAGUUGCCUCCUUUGUUGGUUGAGGUCUAUUUUCCUCUAAUGUUUCCAUCUGUUCCCCCGUGUUGUAGUGUCGUGGCCGAAAAAUACAGGCAUAAAGGCGUUGAAAAGUGGUCUAUACGCCAGCCCUCGCGAGUUGUGGCCUCCAAUGGUUCAGUAUAUUUAUCUGAGCUUUCUUUGCUAAGCGGUGCCACCCCACCCUAUUCAUUGCUGGAGAUCCUUUUGGCGCUGACAGAGCAGUUUGAACUAGAAUUUCCCCUUAUUUCGGCACACCAUGAGGCGAGGGACGGCGUGAAUAAUUCUACUCAUGACCAUCGUGCUAGGUUAACGAAUAUGUCAAAUGAACAUCGAAAUGCUCUAGAGAAAAAAGCAGCUGAAGCAUUAAUGCUGCAUCUACUUUCAAAGGCAGAAGGAUAUCUGGACACGCGGGAGCAAUCCCUCACCCGAAUUGCGCGUCUAUAUAAAUGUGGUGGAGCUGUGCGAGAGGCCCGUGGACUUCUUGAGGAGAAGAGGUCUGAACUGCUUCCAUAUUCACUCGAAGUGGAGAAGGUGGAAAAACUCGUUGAAAAAUUUACUCAACUUUCAGAUAACUUGGAGGUUCAUUCCACGUGCAUAGUGCCUGUGGAUGAUCUACAAGCACGUGCGCUUGAACUUCUCAGUGAAAUUCACGCCCUCGAUGAUGUUUUAGAGCUGCUUGAGAGAUCCCUCAAGGCUGGGCAGCUGUCUUGUGAGGAGUAUGUGCGGCGUGUUUCUGACAUUGGACGGAAACAGUUUGAGGCACGGUUUCUGUUUGCUCGUGUGGCUGAAGCUGUGAAUCGUGUUCGUGCCAAGACAGGUCAACAGUUGCCAAUUACUCUUCCACGCGCCACCUCGAAGCCAGCUGUUAACGACGGGUUCAUUCAAGUGCCGACGAAGUUGAACAAUGUGGAUUUGUUGCUUAGGGAAUUUCCGGAGGUAGGCUCGGAGAUGGUGAAGGCGGUGCUCAACGUUGUGGACGGAAGCGUCUCGGAUGCCCGCGUUCAGCUGAGGGCAAUGCUGUCGUAG